This is a messenger RNA of Drosophila gunungcola (fruit fly), 1253 nucleotides long. RefSeq lists its product as uncharacterized. The record is from RefSeq and is a predicted model, not a curated record. Lineage: Eukaryota; Metazoa; Arthropoda; Insecta; Diptera; Drosophilidae. Gene Ontology annotation, molecular function: protein binding.
UUAAACAAAUCGUUUGCAAGGCUGGUGACGUUUAAGGGAGCUCGAAAAGGCUUUAUAAAGUGCCAGCUUUUGGGGAAAGAGUCACAGAACACCUUUGAGUGUCGAAAACGAACGCAAGUGUGGAUUAUCUCAGAAACAUGAAAGUUAUUUUGGUGUUAGCCAUCCUGUCGCUGGGCCAAGCCGCAGAGUUGCCCCAAACCACGACGGGGAAGCCCCAGCAAACUGAGCUGCCCGUUCACAUCCAGAACAUGAUAACCAGCCACGUCAAUCAGGUGCUGCAGCACAUAAAGAACAAGCCACAGGUCCCGAGCACACUGACAGGGCCAGUGGAUUGGAGCGGGUGGAGUGGGAGUGGGAGUGGUAGUGGCGCGCCAGUGGUCAAACCCUAUCCAGAUCUCCUUCCACCACUGGCACACUCUGGUGAUGUCCUUGCCCCUGCCCCUGCCCACAUCCCAGAGGUUGCACCUGCGCUGCAAUCUGGCCUACAACAGGUGCAAACUGGCCAUCCACAGGUGAGGGUGAGGGUGACCAACCAUCAGGCCACCGGCACUCUGAUUCACCAGGGAAGGCCGGUGGUGCACAACAAGGUGGUGAUGCCGCCGGUGGAGCAAGUGGUGCACUCACCCAUCGAUGUGGCCGAAAAGCUAAACAAACUGCAACUGCAUGUGACGAAGGUGAUGCAGCAGGCGGAGAAACAUAUUCCAUUGGCCGUGAACCAAGCCAUUAAGCAAAAGCAGGAACAGCAGGCGCAGAAAGAAAAGGAGCAGCUCCAAAAGGAUAAGGAAAAUCAUAAGGAUCAGGUGCACUCCGAUACAACACCUCAUCCAAAUGCAGCCAAAACAGGUCGCUCGCUGGUAAUUCCCGACAAGGUAUCCAACAUAGUCAACCUAGUCCACGCCCACAUCCCCCAACUAAUUUCCCAGCACCGCGAGGAAAUGAAACUGGGAAAAUGUAAUUUCCAGUGUCCCAAAGCAGCGUUAUCCGUGUGCGCCAGCAAUGGCAAGUGUGUGGUCAAUUUUCCUGGCCAAUGCGAGCUGACUCAAUGGAACUGCUUCAACACCAAGAAUGUUUUCCACCAGGUGCACGAUGCCGAGUGCCAGAACACAAUCACGUGCUAUCAGAGGGAUAUGAUGUAAGCGAUUCGUUCUGGGAGACGAGGCAAUUCCACAAACGAAUUUACACAAUACUCCAAAACAAAUAUGAUUUUAUAAAGUAAAUUUCAAAAUAAACUUACUCAUAAAUAUUAAAAUACA